GAUUGAUGUAGACGCGACAUGACGCGCCAGGUCGCCCAAGCCCUUUCAACAUCCCAGAGUGCUCAAAAUGCCGCGGAAAUCAGCAUCGCCAAAGCGCAAGCGUUAUUCAAUGCCCGUCGCAGGCGACACGACCCUCGAACGCAUCGACGAGCACGAGAGCGGUGCAGCACCAGAAGAGACACAACCGAAGAAGCGCGGCAGACCGAAGAAAGCAGCGCUAGGCGAUACUCUAGAGCAACCAGUAGAAGCAGAAACGGAGACAGGAGCACCAAAUGAAGCGCCACGACGGAAACGAGGACGUCCCUCGCUUGAAGAACAGUCUCGACACGUACAAGACGAACCUUCGGAAGAGCGCCCACGCAAAAGGGGGCGGCCGCCACAUAGAAGGGAACAACCUGCAACAGACGAUGCCAAGCCGAGAAGGAAGCGUGGGCGACCGUCACUCGGCGAGAAGAGCCACAGCGAACUGAACGAGGAUGUCGGCGCAGUUGAUCAGUCCGCGGGAAACAAUGCACUCGAAGUCGAAUUGACCCCUGAAACAACUAAAUCCAGGAGAGGCCGCCCAAAGAAGGCUCUUCCGACGCAGUCCCGAGACGAAGAAGCUGUCCUGGAGCAAGAAGAGGACCAUCGCGACUCGACGACUGCAUCGCGGCAGAGGCAAAGCAGACACCAAGAGCCAGCACAUGAAGAACCCGAGCAGUCCCAAGAAGAAGAAGAAGGGCACCCUGCGGCUGCGACUCGCAAGAGGGGCCAACGGAAGAAGGCCACGAGGCAAGCAGAGGAAGAGGGUGAACGACAAGAGGGCAGCCCUCCGCCCGCGAAGCGAAAGCGCGGCCGUCCCUCACUGAACGCUGCCGAGGAACCUUCAUCAACAAGCCAUGCCACGACCUCAAAACCAACCAGCAAGCCAGUCGAGGAGCAACAGCCCAGCGGUGACGCGCAAUCCCUGGAAGAGAACCUGGCCAUUGUGCGGCACUACAACGACAUCCUCCCCCGAUCCCACCCCCGCCUCGUGCCCAAGGACCGCACUCUCUCCAAGGCGGAGAUUGAUGAGAAAUGGGCGCCUCUUGCCGGCCCGGCGCUGGAGGCAGCCACUGAGCUGCUGGUCCCCGCAGGCCAUGCGACAAUCAACGCACUGCCCCUCGGCACAACGAGGCGGAAACAUACGGAAGCGGCUGUUGCGGGGAUCCAGAGACGUCUGAUGGCGUACACCAGCAGAAUGCCCUUCCCGCCGUCGUCGUCCGGGAUGCGCCGCAAGGCAAAGAAGCGGGGUGGCCUGCCGGAGGAGUACGAGACCGAGUUUGACUACGAGUAUGUGUACGACAGGACGACCAACCUGCAGGCCCAGCUCGACGCCGCGCAGUGCGCGGUGGAGGUGCUGCAGCGGGAGAGGGACAAGGAGGAGCGGGCGCUGGAGCGCGACUACAAAGUCCUGCAGAGCCUCGAGGCGAGUGCGAAGGCAGAGAAGAGAGACGCGAGAGAGAUGAUCAAGAAGGCGCAUGUCCUUGCGCCGGACAGUCGGAGGGCGGUGGAGGACGAGUAUGGCUUGGUGGUCGACGGGAAAACCCAGCCAUCUCUGCAGAAUCUGGAGGAUGAGGAGGUCAAAGAGCUGGCCAUGCAGUUGAGCGGACACAUGGACAGCAUCCGGACGAACAUGGCGCAGCUCGAUGGGCUGUCACCGCAGCUGGAACGGAGCAGUGCCGCGUUGAGGAGUGUCCUGGCGCGACACCUCAGCGCCGAGGAGUAUCACAGGGUGUUAUUUAACUAAAGCAUGGCAGCACUUUUUUGCAAGCGAGGCGUUUCUGGUGUUUGACUGUUCUCUAGCUGCGAUGAAAGGGCACGCACGGCGAAACGACACCGAUUUAUCAUACCACAAGCAGAGUGCAAUCACAAUGGAGACUAUUCGACCCUGGUGGUCCCUUGGAUGCAGAUGUCAUGAUCGUUUCAUCAUCA
Emericellopsis atlantica is the source of this 1953-nucleotide messenger RNA. Its product is annotated as CENP-Q, a CENPA-CAD centromere complex subunit-domain-containing protein. The coding region runs from base 68 to 1768 and encodes 566 amino acids. The record is from RefSeq and is a predicted model, not a curated record. Gene Ontology annotation, molecular function: DNA binding. The transcript has 3 exons. Lineage: Eukaryota; Fungi; Ascomycota; Sordariomycetes; Hypocreales; Bionectriaceae.